AUCCUUCUUAAUGAAGAGGGACAUAUCCAGCUUACUGACUUUGGUUUGUCUAAAGAGGCUAUCUACGAAAGUAAUGAGGAUCGCGCCUUCUCUUUCUGUGGCACUCUCGAGUAUAUGGCUCCUGAAGUAGUUAAUCGACGUGGGCAUGGGACGACUGCUGACUGGUGGAGCUACGGCGUACUUAUGUACGAAAUGCUGACGGGCUCUUUGCCCUUUCAAGGAAAAACGAAACGAGAAACGAUGAACCAAAUUCUCAAGUAG
This is a messenger RNA of Protopolystoma xenopodis, 261 nucleotides long. The record is from the annotation of a GenBank genome assembly. Lineage: Eukaryota; Metazoa; Platyhelminthes; Monogenea; Polystomatidea; Polystomatidae.